Molecule: messenger RNA, 752 nt
Organism: Abrus precatorius (Indian licorice)
Lineage: Eukaryota; Viridiplantae; Streptophyta; Magnoliopsida; Fabales; Fabaceae
Product: pathogen-related protein-like
Exons: 4
Coding region: 27-752 (241 amino acids)
Source: RefSeq, a predicted model, not a curated record
GUGUCUAAACUUCACCUCAAUUUGACAUGGCCAACGAAGUGGUAGUGUCUGGCAAAGUUCCUCGAGAUAAAUACAGAUCUUACUUAUAUGAUGAAGCUGAUACAAUCCAGUGGAGACAUGGUGGACCACCGAUAUAUGAUGAUGUGAACAAGCUCUUUGAAGAUGGCCGAACCAAGGAAUGGCCAAAAGGAUCAUUAGAGGAGACAGUGCAAAACGCCAUAAAAUCAUGGGAGAUGGAGCUCUCACACAAAACCCGUUUGCAGGAUUUCAAGACCAUAAAUCCUGAAAAGUUCAAGCUCUUUGUUAAUGGGAGAGAGGGAUUAUCUGCAGAGGAAACUCUAAGCAUAGGAAGUUAUAAUGCUUUGUUAAAGAACUCUCUGCCAGAAGAAUUGAAGUAUUACAAAGCUGAUGAUGAGACAUUUGAAUCGUCCCAUGAAGCCUUUAGAUCAGCUUUUCCUCGUGGAUUUGCAUGGGAAGUGAUCAAAGUCUAUAGUGGAGCCCCGGAAAUUGGUUUCAAGUUCAGGCACUGGGGCUUCUUUGAAGGUCCUUUCAAGGGACACGCCCCUACAGGGAACAUCGUUCAAUUCUAUGGCUUGGGAACUCUCAAGGUUGACAACACUAUGAAAGUGGAAGAGGUGGAGAUUUACUACGACCCAGCACAGCUAAUGGGAGACCUUCUAUCAGCUGGAUCACACACAGACAAGAAGAAGGACACUUCAGCAACUUCUCGAGGGUGUCCUUUCUCCAAAUAA